GAGAGGGAACAAGGAGCGGAAGUGGGAGGCGGGAGUAGGGCACGAAGCCGGCGGAGUAACACUGUGUGGUUUCCGUGCCUUCCCGCUAGCAGGGAACUUCGAGGAGCGGCCUGCGAGGGAGGAAACAAGGCGCUUGGGCCUACCUGAAGGGUUUGCGCCCUUUUUUGCUCUGGAGUUUGACCAGGCCUUUAGCCUUCUCUGCCAAAUAAGGAUUCACUUUGCUCUUCUCUCUUGACAGAAGAUGUUCAGGAAAGGGAAGAAGCGGCACAGCAGUAGUAGCUCCCAGAGCAGCGAGAUCAGCACUAAAAGCAAAUCAGUGGACUCCAGUCUUGGAGGACUUUCAAGAUCUAGCACUGUUGCCAGUCUAGAUACAGACUCCACAAAAAGUUCAGGUCAGAGCAAUAGCAAUUCAGAUACUUGUGCAGAAUUUAGAGUGAAAUAUGUUGGUGCCAUUGAGAAGUUGAAGCUCGAUGAAAGCAAGACUUUGGAAGGGCCGCUGGACUUGAUCAACUACAUAGAUGUGGCACAGCAAGAUGGAAAACUACCCUUUGUUCCAGGGGAUGAAGAAUUUGUUAUGGGAGUGUCCAAGUAUGGCAUUAAAGUCACAACUUUGGACCAGUAUGAUGUUCUGCAUAGACAUGCGCUUUACCUAAUUGUUCGCAUGGUGUGCUAUGACGAUGGCCUUGGCGCAGGCAAGAGUUUGCUGGCUUUGAAAACAACCGAUAUGAACUAUGAAGAAUACAGCCUUUGGAUAUACCAGUGUAAUAGUUUGGAACAAGCACAAGCCAUUUGUAAGAUGCUCUCCACGGCCUUUGACUCAGUUUUAACAUCUGAGAAGCCCUGAAUUUCAGUAGCUCCACUUCAUACCGAGAGGAAGUACUACUUGCUGCAGCUGCAGGAAUUGUAGGCCAAACAAGCACUUUGGUACAGCUGAACUGGAUUUUUAUUUGUAAAGAACUGCUUCACCUCUUCAAAGGAAAAGCGGCUGUUUUAUGUAAAUGUUUGUUUUUAAACUAUAUGACCAAGAGCCUAAUCAAGACUGAAUAAUAUAAGCUAGUUUAUGUUAAUGAACCUGUAGAGCAGAAGUGGGCACAGUGCAGCCUAUAGGCCACAUUGUGGCCCCCGGGACCCCCCUCAAGGAUCAACCAUUUUUGUUGUUUUGGUUUUUUUGCAAAAAAAAAAAAUCAAAUACUUCUCCAAAAGGUUCAAAGGUUAGCUCUAGAAGUUGUUGAAGGUAUUUAUGGUAUCAAAGUGGUAUUUUGCAAAACAUCCCCCUCCCUAAAUGCCUUCUGUUCCACAGAAGGCAUUUAGGGGCAAAAAUAAAUCCCUCUAAGGGAGAGCUUUCCAAACUCGCAGCAUACAGUCAUGCUGGCCACAUGACCUUGGAGCCACUCUGGCAGGAAGGUAAUGUCGCGGCACGUUAAGUGUGUUGGCUACAGUGUGUCACAUGAAUGUAAUGAGAACCCCUGGGUCUAUGUAAAAUAAAUAAAUCCUAUAUUUAAAUAAAAGGUUUUCAUGGGAUAUGUUGUAUCCUCCAUACAUUCCAUUGUCAUAAUUCAUGCAGGUUUCUGUACCUUUUAUCAGAGGCUAGUUUACCCUCAUUUACUAGUAAAACACCCUGAGUCCCUCCUGGGAGAGAGGGCAGGUUUAUUAUUAUUAUUAUUAUUAUUAUUAUUAUUAUUAUUAUUAUGUCAGGAAAUCAAGAAUGUAUAAAAAGGUAGUCCCCAACAUGAAAUGUCUGAAAGGCUCUGCUCUAAGAUCUCUUGGAGGGCAGAUGUGACCUCUUAGUCUUUCCUGCUAUAGACUUGAUAUUUUAUAUGAAUUCGAAAUAAACUUUGCUUCUCUGUGCUCCUUUUUUACAACUUGAAUAAAAAAAGUUAAUUGAAAAC
This is a messenger RNA of Anolis sagrei ordinatus, 1889 nucleotides long. It is a transcript of the gene ITGB1BP1, whose product is annotated as integrin subunit beta 1 binding protein 1. The record is from RefSeq and is a predicted model, not a curated record. Gene Ontology annotation, biological process: negative regulation of substrate adhesion-dependent cell spreading; negative regulation of focal adhesion assembly. Lineage: Eukaryota; Metazoa; Chordata; Lepidosauria; Squamata; Anolidae. Gene Ontology annotation, molecular function: integrin binding. Gene Ontology annotation, cellular component: lamellipodium; ruffle; cytoskeleton.